UAUGCUUCAUCGCGACUGACUUGGAACCAUCCAUCAAUUUGAGUGAGGAGACAGUUGAACCUUCAUAAUGGCCACCACCAACAUCUCUAGCGACCUCGUCUGGCAAAUCUCCCGCAACCAGAAUGCUUUUCUGGCCAAGCGCAACACCGGCGGUGGCUCUCAGUUCUCCCGUGAUCCCCUGAACCUGCAGAACAAGCACUCUUUCAAGUAUGCUGGUUAUGCCAACAACAAGGCCAUUGGUGUGCAGCCGACUGAGAACGGCGGCGUUGCCGUGAUCACCAAGAAGCCCAGCAGCUCCCAGCAGCCCGCUAAGAACCUGGUCACCGUUAACUACGGCCCCAACACCUCCGCCCGCAAGAUCUACAAGGGUGUCGCCAGCAAGACCGCUCAGAACGGCUACCGCGCUGAUAUCCGCGAAGACGCCGUUGCCCGCGUCAGCGCCAUCCGUCGUUCCCAGAAGGCCAAGAAGGAGGCCGCUGCCAAGAAGCCCCGCGGCGCUCAGGCCCGGAAGGCCGCCCUGGAGAAGUCGGAGUAAAGGGUAGUUCUUCGCGAAACUUUGUUGCAACCACAAAAUGUCGAUUUAUGAUGACUCCAUGGCAAUCCAGGGCAUAGACAGCAUGUCCAUGUAAUUUAGCGGGUGAUGCCAUGGAGGCAGUCCAUCCAAAAACAAUUCGGGAUGGGGAAAUGACAACGAAGACGACAAGAAGCAUGACCUAUGUGAAAAUGGGGAAAUAAUAAAAAGAACCAUGAUCCACCGCUA
Molecule: messenger RNA, 760 nt
Organism: Aspergillus campestris IBT 28561
Lineage: Eukaryota; Fungi; Ascomycota; Eurotiomycetes; Eurotiales; Aspergillaceae
Product: 60S ribosomal protein L28
Exons: 5
Coding region: 68-535 (155 amino acids)
Biological process (GO): translation
Cellular component (GO): cytosolic large ribosomal subunit; ribosome
Molecular function (GO): structural constituent of ribosome
Source: RefSeq, a predicted model, not a curated record